This is a messenger RNA of Phyllostomus hastatus (greater spear-nosed bat), 5137 nucleotides long. It is a transcript of the gene L3MBTL2, whose product is annotated as L3MBTL histone methyl-lysine binding protein 2. Gene Ontology annotation, biological process: regulation of DNA-templated transcription. Gene Ontology annotation, cellular component: nucleus. The transcript is spliced from 16 exons. Gene Ontology annotation, molecular function: zinc ion binding. Lineage: Eukaryota; Metazoa; Chordata; Mammalia; Chiroptera; Phyllostomidae. The record is from RefSeq and is a predicted model, not a curated record. Bases 93 to 2342 code for a protein of 749 amino acids.
GGAAGGCGGCCAAUGAGCGUCCUCGGGGUAAGCGGCGAGGCCAACAUGGCUUCCUGCACUUGGUGACUGUUGAAGCAAUUGUGUUAGGUCUCAUGGAGAAACCCCGGGGAAUGGAGGAGAUUCCUUCUUCAGAACCAAUGGAGGAAGAGGAGGAAGAUGACGACUUAGAGCUCUUUGGAGGCUACGACAGUUUCCGGAGCUACAACAGCAGUGCGGGCAGCGAAAGCAGCUCCUAUCUCGAGGAGUCCAGUGAAGCAGAAAACGAGGAGAGGGAAGCAGGGGAGCUGCCCACCUCCCCGCUGCACCUGCUCAGCCCUGGGACUCCUCGCUCCUUGGAUGGCAGUGGUUCCGAGCCAGCUGUCUGUGAGAUGUGUGGUAUCGUGGGUACAAGGGAAGCCUUCUUCUCCAAGACCAAGAGAUUCUGCAGUGUCUCCUGUUCCAGGAGCUACUCCUCCAACUCCAAGAAAGCCAGUAUCCUGGCUAGAUUACAGGGAAAACCGCCGACCAAGAAAGCCAAGGUCCUGCACAAAGCGGCCUGGUCUGCCAAAAUCGGAGCCUUCCUGCACUCGCAGGGGACGGGGCAGCUGGCAGAUGGGACACCGACAGGGCAGGACGCGCUGGUCUUGGGGUUCGACUGGGGCAAGUUUCUGAAGGAUCACAGCUACAAGGCUGCCCCCGUCAGCUGUUUUAAACACGUCCCUCUCUAUGACCAGUGGGAGGAUGUGAUGAAGGGGAUGAAGGUGGAGGUGCUCAACAGCGACGCCGUGCUCCCCAGCCGGGUGUACUGGAUCGCCUCUGUCGUCCAGGCCGCAGGGUACCGGGUGCUGCUGCGGUACGAGGGCUUUGAAAAUGACGCCAGCCACGACUUCUGGUGCAACCUGGGGACCGUGGACGUCCACCCCAUCGGCUGGUGCGCCGUCAACAGCAAGAUCCUGGUGCCCCCUCGCACCAUCCAUGCCAAGUUCACCGACUGGAAGGGCUACCUCAUGACACGGCUGGUGGGCUCCAGGACGCUUCCCGUGGAUUUCCAUAUCAAGAUGGUGGAGAGCAUGAAGUACCCCUUUCGGCAGGGCAUGCGGCUGGAGGUGGUGGACAAGUCCCAGGUGUCACGGACCCGCAUGGCCGUGGUGGACACGGUGAUUGGGGGCCGCCUGCGGCUCCUCUACGAGGACGGCGACAGCGACGACGACUUCUGGUGCCACAUGUGGAGCCCCCUGGUCCACCCCGUGGGGUGGUCGCGGCGCGUCGGCCACGGCAUCAAGCUGUCAGAGAGGCGCAGCGACAUGGCCCACCAUCCCACCUUCCGGAAGAUCUACUGUGAUGCCGUCCCGUACCUGUUCAAGAAGGUCCGAGCCGUCUACACAGAAGGCGGUUGGUUCGAGGAGGGGAUGAAGCUGGAGGCCAUCGACCCCCUGAACCUGGGCAACAUCUGCGUGGCAACCAUCUGCAAGGUCCUCCUGGAUGGCUACCUGAUGCUCUCUGUGGAUGGGGGGCCCUCCACGGACGGCUCCGACUGGUUCUGCUACCACGCCUCCUCCCACGCCAUCUUCCCAGCCACCUUCUGCCAAAAGAAUGACAUCGAGCUCACACCCCCAAAAGGGUUCGAGACGCACACUUUCAGCUGGGACGCCUACCUGGAGAAGACCAAGUCCAAAGCGGCUCCGUCCAGACUCUUUAACAUGGACUGCCCCAACCACGGCUUCAAGGUGGGCAUGAAGCUGGAGGCCGUGGACCUGAUGGAGCCCCGGCUCAUCUGCGUGGCCACGGUGAAACGGGUGGUGCACCGGCUGCUCAGCAUCCACUUUGAUGGCUGGGACAGCGAGUACGACCAGUGGGUGGACUGUGAGUCCCCGGACAUCUACCCCGUGGGCUGGUGCGAGCUCACUGGCUACCAGCUCCAGCCGCCCGUGGCCACAGAGCCCACUGCACCUCUGAAGGCCAAAGAGGCCACGAAAAAGAAAAAGAAGCAGUUUGGAAAGAAAAGGAAAAGAAUACCGCCGACCAAGACCCGGCCCCUGAGGCAGGGGUCGAGGCAGGCCCUGCCCGAGGAGGAUCCGAAGGCCGCAGACAAGGUCUCGUCCGGUGCUGAUGAGAGUAAGAGCCCCGGCCUGCUCCCGGGCUCAGAGGCGGCCCUCCUCCUUCCCCGCCUGGGCACAGGAAGGCGCAGUCAGUGUCGCAGGGAGCCCUCCGGGCGCCAAGCAGCCGUCCGCAGACCCCCGGGCCCGCAGGGCGGCCACACACCCAGCCCCAGACCCGAACGGAGCCGGGCGGCCCCGGCCUCCUCCCCGCCCCCUCCGGACGCCCCCGUCCGCGGGAAGCGGAACCCCUCCCCCGGACCCUGAGCCCCUGCCCCUCCCAGAGUUCCAUGCGGUCUCUCCUCUCUCUCCCGCCUCCCACGCCCCCUCUGCAGUCGUCACUGUGCGCGUGAAGGAGGAGCACGUGGACGCAGCCUCGCCCGACCAGGCCCCGGGGCCCGAGCUGCCUGUGUCCCUUGAGAACAUCAAGCGGGAGGCAGACGCCUGAGCUGUCCCUGCUGCCGGCCUGGCCACCCAGGACACCAGCCCAGGGCUCCUCCGUCACCGCCAGCCCACUGUAACCUGGAGGCUGAGCCUUUUUGCGUAGAUUCGGCCUGGUGCUGAGGGUCCCCGGCACUGAAGGGCCAGCCAGGGUCUCCUUUGACCCGCCCUGUGACCUCCGCCCUCUCUGGCAAGGCCCGGUGCCUGGGACCGCCUGGAGCCCCCGCACUGGUCCGCAAGCGGCCCCUCCCCCGCUAGGCUCCCAAGCCCUCCCUCCCGGUAGCUCCCCCCACGCCCACCGCAGCCCUCCGGUGCCGGGGUGGGGCUGUCGUCCGGUCACACUGCAAGACGGGGCAGUGAAGAGAGUGCGCGCGCGCGGGUGCCCGGCAGGUCGCGCCAAUAAAAGUCGGCAGCAGCCCUUGAGAGGGACAGUCACUGACGGACGGCGAGCGGAGUGCGGGGUCGGCUUCUGUCUACUGCACCCAAGUGGCCUGCCCUGCCUCCCGGGUUGGGCUCUGGCGGGCCGCGGGGAGGCAGUGACCAGGAGGUCGGUGUCAGUGACUUGUGAGGCGGCCUGGACCUGUUCCUCUGUGGGCGGGAGCCCUGACUCCCACUUCUGCAAGGGCCGGUGGGACGGGCGGGGUCUGCCCGCCGGGCCGGGGGGCUUGCCCGGGGCCUAGAGAGGGGCCGCCACACCAGCCCGUGCGCCCUGGGGAGGGCGGGCGGCGUGUGGAAGGGGCGCGAGGCCUGGGUGUGGGGGAGCCCCCACCCGAGAAGAGGGGUGACAGGGCGCGCUUCCCGGCUCCCCCUCCGCUCCCGUCCGAGCCCUUCACCCCUGCCCGCAGGUUUUCCUCCGCUGCGCUCUGGAGCUCUGUUCCAGGCCACCCAGUGUUUGCCCACACGACGGCCUUCUCUCCCUGGCCAGCCCCCCUGGAAACUCUCCUUUCCCGUCAGUCCUGUCCCCGUGACCUGCUCUUUCUGGAGCCUGAGGCCGAAGCUGUGGCCUCGGCCCUUUUCUCUCCUCCCAAGUUUGGGGCUAGGACCGCGCCGCCGGGUGGGCAGACGGGGUCUCGGGGCGCAGCCGCGCUUGGCCGGAGUCCAGCGGCCCCGUGAGCCGGUCCGUCGGGGGCGUGGCCUGUGCUUGCCGCGCCGCACGCUGUUUGCUCCGGGUCUGGGCUGCUCGGUGCUGCCCGGGGAUGGGGAGCGCGGCCCGGGGAGCCGGUUUCCGGUCAGUUCGGAGGGCUCGGCCUGGUCUCCUGCUGAAGGCACGAGGCAGGCCCGCACAGUGCGGAGAGCGGCCUGUCGGUACAGCCCGAGGGCUCCAGGAAGUGACUAGAUUUGGAGCACGAUGAUGACCAGAAGCAGGGACCGCUGUCCACCCCUCUCUCUCUCUCUCUCUCUCUGCCGGUCAGCGCAUCAGCCCCCAGGGAGGGGGGUGGCCUCUGCCUGCGCUCCGGCCCCUCGGCCUGCUCGCGGAGCCCUGCCUUUGCCGAGGGUGACGUGCCCAGUAACAGCCAUCCCCUUGCCAGUGAGGGUCCAGUUCUGACCGGAGAAUCCUGGGGAAACGGUCGGCGCGGCCUUUUGGCCUUCAGUCCCCCCUCGGGUGAGGGCGUGUCGGCUGCAGGCGCCACGGCCCCGCGGUUCCCCGGGCAGAGCCGGGGCAUGGGUUCGGCGGCCACCGGAGCCCUGGGCUGGCCUCCAGACGCGAGACAAUAAACGCACUCCGUCGGGCGUCUGGUCCUCUCAGCAGUGCGCUUUGUGCACCACCUCGGGGACAGGGACGAGGUGAGGCCACCGUGGCGAGAAUAGUGUCUCCUGUCUCUCCUGAGCGCUGGUCUCCAGAGCCACUCCCUUCAUUAUCUUCAUGUCUUCGGAAAUGAAGACAUAUCUUCACUUCUGCCACUCCCUCCCCGCGACCCUGAGCUCCCCCGAGGCCGAGCCUGUGCCUGGCCUGUCCCUCGUACCCCCUGCAGGGCCCGGCGGGACGUGUGUGUGAUACGGAGGUGGGAACGACCGGUGUUCCUGGGGCACAGAUGUCAGUGUGGUGUGUCGCAGGUGCAAGUGUGGCCCUCUGGGCCGUUUGCACUCCCGGCACAGAGUGAGCCUGCGCCACCUCGACCCCCCGGUGGUCUCCCGGCGGUGGGGCUGCUGGCUGGGAAGCGAGCCGAGGGACACGCCCCGCCUCCUGCUGCUUGCCGCACAGUGGCUCCUGGGUGGCGGUCAGACCAAAUCCACGUGCUUGAGGGACAACACACACACACCCCUUUCCUGUCACCCAGGCCACCCUAGGCUCUGCUCGAGGGGCCAGGGGGCAAGGGGACGGCUGUUUCUGCCCGGCCCCGGUUCCUAUACACAGCUUUUACCGCCUGCGCAGUAGGCCCGCGAGGGUAAGAGGGCUCACUGGGGUCCAGCGACUUGGUUGCUUAGACUGACUGAAAUGACUGCAGCGGGAGGAAGCCCUGGCCGCUCUGCUGGUUCUCUGCACUCGGUUGUUCACGCGACGGCUGUAAGCGUCUCCCACAGGCCGCGCGCCAGGCUAGAGGCCGGGCGUCAAAGGAGAGCCGUGCCUGGUCCGGCCUGGGCCUCGGCGAGAGCAGCACCCACUCCCGGACAUCCCUCCA